Macrobrachium nipponense is the source of this 7779-nucleotide messenger RNA. RefSeq lists its product as uncharacterized. The record is from RefSeq and is a predicted model, not a curated record. Lineage: Eukaryota; Metazoa; Arthropoda; Malacostraca; Decapoda; Palaemonidae. The coding region runs from base 363 to 914 and encodes 183 amino acids. The transcript has 2 exons.
AAUCCAUUGUUUCGAAGGUUAUUUCGCCGCUCGUCGAAGUUCAGUCCAUUUCGCCACUUGUUUCUCUUGGAGUGUGGAUGUGUCGCGUUGACUCGUCGGUUCUGAAUUGUUUGAGCUUCGCUGCACGAGUUCAACUUCAGCUAUUGGUGUGUUUACAGGGAAGUGAUCAGCGCUUGAAAUCGGGAAAAACGAUCCUAGGAACCGCGAUCUGCGAACCAUGGAUGCACGACUGAUUUCAAGGUAACAGUAGUGGUACAGGGAGCUUCAAUUGCAGUGGUGGAACCAGUGGUGGAGGACCUGUAGGUGGUCCACCUUUCGAUCAAAACUCUGGGGGACCAUUUGGUGGCGGAACACCCAUUUCUAUGCUCCAGCUACCACCAUCAGCUCAUGCAGAGCUCAAUGCUCAUCUAACGUCACCGGGAUCAUCAGGUGCAAGUUUUACAUUGGAUGGGGGUUGUGCCUCUGAGGCUGGGGAAGGUGCUGAACAUGCAGAAGGGGAAGUGGGGUGGGUAUGCAAGUCAUGUCGACUGGUGUUCCCUUCACCCAACCUGCUGGCUGGCCAUCAACGAGUCCUUGACCACUCCCAGGGUGUCCUUCGACUAACUCAACUCCUGUAUGCUUGCACUUCAUGCCGACAGCACUCUGCUACCCUUUCGGAGUACAGACGUCAUUUAGAUGGAGAACAACAUCGUGCUGCCCUUAGAUCAAAUAUUGCAACUUCCACAACUACCACCACAUCUUGUGCCACUGCCACCUCAGCCUCCACUCCUGUGGUAGAAGAUGCUGAAGUUGCUGCUGUGGUGCGCCAAAUAACAGCUUUGGCUCAGGUGGCUCAUCCAGGUACUGAUACUAAUGCCAAUAUCAACAAGGACCGUACCCUCCACCUCUACUCCAGGUCCUCAAGCAGCCCCUAGUCAGUAGUAGCAUCAUCAUGAUGACUGAUGCCUCUCUGAUGGGUUAAGGCACUGAACCUUAAACCUCUACAAAGGGUAAGGUUGCCUUACCUUCUCCUCGCAGGCCGGGCCUCUGUGCCCUGCCCACUUAACGCCUCGCAGUAAAUGCGUCCCGAGUGACGCCCUGACAAACUGUGCGCUGUGUCGUUUGUUGCUGUGGCCUCGCCAUCCCUGUGUCCGCCUAGACGUCGUCGUGUUUUAGUACCGGCCACAAAGGCACUGCGCGCCUCCUCCCCUCCCCAUCCAUGGUCGCACGCUCACCCUGCCACCUCCUCAAGCCCAUUUGGUCAUCAUUCACAUCAUGGUAUAACUACGGAAAUUCUGACAUAUCUCAAGAUUACACUGACUUCAAACAAUCCCCAAUGAAAGGAAGAUGCAACUGUUCUUACUGCUACUACUACCCUACUACUGUUACUCUGUUAUGGCUGUUGAUGCUGCUGCUUAUAUUAUACAUGUGUAUUGGGCGUAUAUGCGAGGGUAUGGAGGUGGUUGGGCAGUAGCGAACGGGCGUGGGUGUGGAUUCACUGACUGAUACAAUCACUAUAAUUGAUCGUGUGGGUAAUGGUUCCUACGUAGGUUUACCGUGGCCAGUACUAUGUUCCUGUAGCAGUAGUAUGAGAAAACCUACCAUGACCUGGCAGACCAUAAAGUAAGAAAAAUAAAGGUAGCCAGGUCAUGGACAUGCAUUUUUUCCUAUUUAAGUUACCUCUCUCGUCCAUUUAUAAAGAUGGUACGGGAGGCUUCUCAGUUCCUCGCCUCCUCCUUCUGCCCUUGAGAGAGAAAGAGGGGGAGGCACUGAAGCAGAGAAUCUCUCUCACACACUCUCUCACUCUCACUCACUUGAUAAAGGUGAUAAAAUUCCUGAAACCUUAGGCUAAGGUAACCUCGCAAGAAUAUACUUUAAAAUAUCUCCCCCAGACAUCUGCACACCACUAGUCUCUUUGUCUCUCCCUCAUUCUGUCUGUCUUAUAAAACAUUUGGGAUAGUGUUCAUCAAGUGUAUGUUUUAAGGACACUUAAGAACAAAAAAGAAAUGGUUUUAAACUUUUGAAAUGUUCAGAUCUCCGAUGUAACUCAACUACAAGCAAAGCCGUCAGUUUUUAUGAUAUAGCGAACUUGAAGAGAAUUUUAUUACUAGCUCAGAACUAUUUCUAAGUUAACAGCCUGUCAUUUGCAUAUUGAUGGUGUCAGCAUGUAAUAUAUAUUUACAUAAAUACACCAAAUAUAUAUGAAUAUAUGUAACUCUGGGAUUAGUCCUUGAAUCUGGUGAAGUUAAUUUGAAAAAUUACGAAUACUGAAGAAUUAUGUGUAGUGGUCAGUUUACUAAAUUGAAAAUACUGACUUUCUAUUCUUGUCAUUAUUGAACGGCUAUUGGCAGAAAGAAUUAGGAGAGGGUAAUAGAUAGAGGAUGGUAAAUUGAGAAAAAGGAGAGUAGUAGAUUAUUCUACAUCCUAUGGCUGGCACCUUGGUACUACCUCUUUCCACUUUUGGUCAUCAAAAAAUAUAGAGGUAAUUGCUCAUUACAAGUUCGGAGUUCCAUCAUGAAAUCUUAAUAUUAUAGUAAUCAUUGAUGAUUGGCUGAUUAUAUGAUAACUUGUUGAUAGUUUUUGGCUGCAUAUUAUAAAAGCUUAUGCAUGAAGUACGUUGGGCACAAAGUUAAGUUUAUUGUUUUAUUAUGGAUUACAGUAAGUAAAAAGAAGAAAGAGUUAGGUUGUAUGGACAUGAGGAAUCAUGAUUUGAUUAAAACCCAAAGUUAGCAUUGUACCAAGGUACCAUCCAGAUUAACUAUGGUACUAUGAGUGUGCUAUUGCUUGUAAAGGAUAGUGGAAGACCUAAAGUUCAUUUUUGGGAAAUGGCACUAACUGCUUGUAAUCGAUGGCUUUUCAUAUACCAAACUACCUCUUGAUUGUUAAAGCAUCUAUUUACAUCGGUUCCAUAGUUCCUAAUCUUAUGGUUGUGAUGUGAUCAACAGUUGUUAUAGUCACUAUAAAGCUAGGGUUUGACAGAUCUAGCUCAUUAUAAUCUUAACACUUGAAAAGGGUUUGCAAGAAGAUUUUUUUUCAUGUAUUUUGCAUGGAUAAAGGUGAUAAAUUUAUAGUUAUAAUUCUGUGUUUUUGGCAGAUCAUUUAUACAUAGAUAGCAGACUUAGGUCAAAUUCUGGUACCAGAGAGAAUGAUCAAUCUUGGUAGGCAACAUGGCCAUUCAGUUUUCUGUUUGAGGAGUCGUCUCAAUGCGUAUUUUGGAUUGUUUAUGUUUUUCAGCCAUGUUACUCACAUCAGAGCAUUUUAACAAUUUCUGUUUGUUGACAAUAUUGACUAAUAUUACGGUGGAAAGGCAUUUUGCAAGAUUUCCUUAUUCCUCUUCCAUAGCCAAAAGUCUGAUCUAGCCGUUAAGACCUUGCUUAUUCUUAAACUAUACAUUGUCCACAAAAUCCCUUUGGCUUAACGAAUUUGUUAGUUAAUGUAGAUUAUAAGAAUUUGACAUACUAAGAGUUAUGGAUGACUUUGAGCGUAGUUUAAGGAUACAGGGGGGCCACAAACUCAGAACCAACUUUUAUUUCAGCAAGAUUUCAUAGUGUCUCUAGUUAUGGGUACAAAACUGUCUCCUAAGGAAAAUUUCAGUUGAACUGCAAUUCUAAUGCUAUUAAAAAGAUCAUAGAUUAGAAACAUUUUCAAAAUAAUAACAGAUGCAUGAACUCAAAUUAAAAGUAAAAGCCUUCGUAUGGUUAUUAAGAUUCUCUGGGGCUACAGAGAUAAUUUGAUUUGACAUUGAAAUUAGGGCAUCUCGUAAUAUGUUUCCUUGGGAGGGGUAGCUUUGUGACUCCAGUUGCAUAAAAAGUACACAGUGCCACGGUUCCUGGUCGGUGCAGUGCCAUUUUCCUAAAACGGAAGGUCAACCCAACUGAUGUGUUCAGGUGGUCUUCAAAGCCCGUGGCUUCCAAUAAGAAGCCUUUUGGGAACGGCCACCUACAAUAGGAUAGUUAGGCUUAGCUUCUUAUAUUCGAAUCUUACUCGGUAUUACCAUUUGCUGUUUACCUGACUUCAUGUGUAGAAAGAAAGGCUAAAUAAUUUUAUCGCUAGUUGAAUUUCAUUCGUUAAUGUUUGGUUAGUGCCAUGGUAGUUAGCUUGCUUGAAAGAUGUAAUUAAUGAAAUUUAAAAUUUAAAACACGGUUGAACGUAUUUCUAAGUUGAAUUAUAAGAGUAAGAGUUAUUUCAUCAAACUUAUCAACAGAAUCAAACUAUUUUUCACUCCUAUGUGGGAACCACUUUUCUCGUUAAGCCUUUGUGGGGAAGAAGCUUCGAAAUUGUUUUGCCUCAUUUGGCAGUCAGUGAAACAGUGUUGCCGUGUAAGCUCUGGCUGCAGAUGCGGAUGGUAAAUUUCAGUGUUGCCAGAUUAGGUGGUCAUCUCCCAGCAUUGCCAUUUAUUAGAGUUCCUGUACAUGAGCAAGGUAACAAGUUCCUCCUGUCAGAUAUGAAAACAGAGUUCCAUGCACUUUCAUUUUUGCCAUUGAAAGCUCUGUUAUAGUAUUUACAAUUAUUGAUGUUAAAUGAAGAAUCAUUAUGCAAAUCUACAGAUUUUACACUUUGCCUGCUAAAUAGCAGUUCCAGCUAGUUAGCAACUUGCAGAGCGGUUUCAAGUUCCUUAACAAAUACAUAUCAAACAAGUUGAUUAUAUUUUUACAAAAUAAAGUUUCCUAUAGUGUGUAUUUGAGCUAAGUACAAUCACAUACGUUUAACCCCCAGUCCUAAGUAUGCACACUUGUGUGUGUUUUUGAAGCAUUCAUGAUGCAUGCUUGCAUGCAUUUAAUUAAUGAGCACUAUGCACUGUGGUUUUGCAAAGCGCCAGGCAACAUCCGUGAUAUAGUUCCUGUUAUCUCUGUGAUGAUUUUAUCAAAAGUCCUGAAGUGUUAAGAUUGAUAUGAAGUAAUCUUACGCAGUAUUUCAAAUCACGAAUGGCAACAAAAAUGUCAUUACUUCCGAUUCCAUUUUAUUCACAAAACUAAAUAAUAAGGCUUCAUUGUCGCCCUUUUCACAGUUUCUCACUAUCACAUCAGUUCGUUCGAUCUUCAAUACUCAUUGAAAAGUAUUAAUCUUGUUUCUGAUUGAUAUUUCUUAAUUUUCAUGGUUGUCUUAACAUAUUUGGGCAAUACAAGUUUAUUUAAUUUGGAAUAUUUUAAAGUACAACUAGCACUCAUUAUCCAUAUAUGUCAUGUAACAACUAAAUGCAAGUGUUGAUGUACACUUUCUCGGGUUUUUUCCUUCUUUCACACCCGCAUAAAUAAGUUUGUUUAUGGGUAUUCGGAGAUUUCUCCUCAUAGUCCAACUCACUGUUUGACAGAAAAUAAAAAUAAAAAAAAUUGGCGUUUUUAAAAUAAAGUUUCGUUUAUUAGUUUUGCUGGGAGGCUGACCACCUUGCAGGCGUAGGAUAGGCUCGGAGAAAUAAUAAAACUAUUAAAAUGUAGAAGAUAGUUUGUUUUUCUUUUGUAAGAACAUUAUUAUUGUAAAACGCUGCUAAGGAACCGAGAGUAGCGUGAUUUGUUCCUCGUUGUUUCCAAGCAAACAAACAAACAAAUAAAAAAAUUGUGUGCAUGUUGUGAUAUAAUUGUGUGAGUAAUAGAUUUUUUCUUUUUCUCAUAGAAUUCAAAUGCAACUGACGGAAAUGUUCCUAAUAUGCUUUUACCUAUGGGUUGUGUUUAUAUAGUAGGCCCCAUCUAUGACCACGUUUGCUACAAUGAUCGUAUCUGACCUCACUGGUAACACGUUCUUGGUCCUUGAAAAACCUUCUGAAAAAGGUUGGGUUAGGUUAUGUUUUUGAAGAAAAAUGACCAAUUAAUUCUUAAUGUGCUGAAGUCGAUGGUUUGGUGCGAAGAUUUAUGAUGUCAUAGAUCUGGAGCACGUCAUGAGUUGUCAUUAGCUGUAUGAGGGUUAUGGAAUGCUGCAGUGAGCUGCAGACUGGUUUUAGUGGCAUUUUUUUUUUUUUUUUUUUUUUAACAUUAGACUUACGGUAUUUCCCGGUCAUUCAUUGUAUUUGGUAAGGUAAAAACACUCGACUUUGUCCCUAAGUAAUAAUGUGAUACUGCUUUGGAGUUUUAGGGACAAAGCGAGAGUUUAGAGUUUGUAUUUUUUUUUAAAUGGAUAUGUAAACCCCUAAAAGAUCUCUAAAGUGAGCUAGGAUUAUAGGACUUUAUCCUUAUGACGUUGAAUUCUGAUAUGAAAUAUGUCAAUAAUUAUAUUGUUCUUUGUUAAUGAAUUAACUUUUGUGUUGUGGUGGAUUCAACGUCAUAAGGGAUUUGUAUUGUGAUAAGGCUAAGUGAUUAUUAUUUUGUAAUGGUUAAAGGAUGGAUACAUAAGCAUAAAUAAUAUCUUAGCUGCAAUUGAAUGUCUUAUGAUUUAUUCUGUCAAGGUUUGCUUUAAUAGUAAUUCUUUUUGUUUAAAAAACAAAAACUGUCUAUGGAAGUAAAGUCUUGGAGUAUAAGAAGUUUCAUAUGGAAGAUAUUUGUUAUUUAUUUAUUUUUUAUUUAUUUGUUUAUCAAUAUAUAUAACUUACUAUUAUUAUUAUUAUUAUUAUUAUUAUUAUUAUUAUUAUUAUUAUUAUUAUUAUUAUUAUUAUUAUUAUUAUUAUUAUUAUUAUUAUUAUUAUUAAAGUAAAUGUUCAUGCUUUCGUACAUGAACAUUUUAGAUAACCUUUUGCACAUUUAAAGGAUUGGUGUGAUUAAAACUAUAUGUAAAUGUCUAUGUAAUGUACAUUUUUUCUAACUAGGAAAGUGAAUCUACCUCUUUUUUGGGCAUCAAAAAUAACAAAGCAUAUGUUGUACUCUCGUAAAAGACGUCUCUCUCUCUCUCUCUCUCUCUCUCUCUCUCUCUCUCUCUCUCUCUCUCUCUCUCUCUUUUACUACAUUAAUUUUGUUUUCACAAGUUUUCUUUGUUUAGAAAUUUACAAAUUUAACAACAUUCGAUUAAAGUCUACUGUGAUACACAGUACUUUUGUGACUUGAAAGGGGAAGGCAAACAAGAAAAAAUAAUCAAAGCGUUCUGUGUCAGUUAAGUUCAAAGCCAAGGCUUAUAUUUUUCUUCUGAAUAUUUUAAGAUAUUGUCCUAAGGAAACAAAUAGACAAACUUUUCAGACAACAGGUUGAGCAUAUUAAAAGACGGGACGUGUGUGUUGAGAAUGAACUUAAAUGUGUUCCAAGACCAGACACGCCAUAGUUUUAGAAGAAAGUAUGUUUGGAAAGAGUAUGGUGCGUCUGUAAGAAGACCAAACAAUUAGUGGUGAGAAAAAGCCUCCAUUCUCAUCGUUCCAAAAAUAUUCAGGUGUGUUAAGAGUUACAGCGUCUUUCAGGGAUGAUCUGGAAUGGGGUCAUUUCUCUCCAAAGGAAAGGAAUGUACGGAGGAAAGAGAAUAGAAAAAUGGGGCCUAGAUAGUGUUUUCAGUAUCGAUUCAUCUUUUAUUCCAUGCUUUCAUUUUUUCGCUCAGUGAAAGUGGAUACUGCCAGAUUAAUGGAUGUUAGCAGAAUACUGUACAAUGUGUUAUUUUUACUUUGAAAUUAUUUUUCUUUGUACGUCCUUUGGUUGCUGUUGUAUUGGAGAAUGAUACAAAAGACAGUACCCUUGAGUACCAUAGUUUUGAUGGCUAUAUGAUAUUCUGUAUAGAAUUCAGUGCAAACUCAAGUAAUUAACAUGGACUAUCAGAAGUCGUAAGUUCCAGUUACAAAACAAAAGUGAAAAGACAAAUCUGUUUCUAUGCUCUUAGGUAAUCAUUUUCUCAAGAACAUUUCAGCCUAUGUUCCUUUUAAAGCAUCAAUGUCAAUAAAAUGAAAAUUCUUACGAA